AUCAUUUUCUUGUGCACUGUAAAUCUUUAAUUCCUUUGGUAAUCAAUUAUAGUUUAGAAGGCAAUGCUAUACGGCACUGAUCCAAAGAAGAUGGAACUAAUCGGUAGUAGUUCAAAUGCCCAUCAGAAUCACUCUUCAGAGAGCUCACACGAUGCCAGCAAAGAGAAUUUGACAGAGAAAGAAGUCUAUGCAAACCAUGCUGAGUUAGCCUGGUGUCAAAUGAGGACAGAAUGGGUUGGUGAUCAAUCAAAAAAAUUACAGAGACCACCUAAAGAUUCAACUAUAAGCCAGACAACUUCUUAUGAGGAUGUACUUUUAUCUAAAGACCCUUUUCAACAACUAAUACCAUUAGCUGAGAUGGUAAAUUUUUUAGUUAAAACUUGGCUUGAGGAAGGUCUCUAUGAUUAGAUUACAGGUAAUUCUACUGUAAAUUUCAGCAAGAAUCUUGCACAGUUUUAUUUGUCCUCGGAUGCCGUGG
Messenger RNA from Abrus precatorius (Indian licorice), 478 nucleotides. RefSeq lists its product as uncharacterized. The coding region runs from base 64 to 408 and encodes 114 amino acids. NCBI's taxonomy places the organism in Eukaryota, Viridiplantae, Streptophyta, Magnoliopsida, Fabales, Fabaceae. The record is from RefSeq and is a predicted model, not a curated record. The transcript is spliced from 5 exons.